Molecule: messenger RNA, 477 nt
Organism: Oldenlandia corymbosa var. corymbosa
Lineage: Eukaryota; Viridiplantae; Streptophyta; Magnoliopsida; Gentianales; Rubiaceae
Source: the annotation of a GenBank genome assembly
AUGGAGGACGUUCGUAGUCUGAGUAUUAUAGGCCAGCGUACUUUCGACAAGGAUUCCUUUGGUUAUGAUCGCUUAGGCGAGAUUGCCCAGGUUGCUGAGCGGGCGUUAUCCGUCAAUGCAACAAAUGUUGUACGUCACGAUCUCGAGAGGCAGGUUGAGGUUAAUGACAUUUUGAGUCAAGAACUUGGUCUUGUAGACCUGACCCAGCAAUAUCCACCUUCCAGACCUUCAAGGCGUUCGCGCAGGUCUCAGCUCUCCACAGCAUUCAUCCCAUCAGUCUUCACAUCAUUCAUCCCAUCAGUCUCCACAUCAUUCUUCGCCGACCCAACAGACGGUUAUCAGCGCCAUGAGGAGCAGGGAUCGAGUCAGACUCUAGGGACUCCACCGUUGGCUGUGAGUAAAGGCCAGAGAGUGACAAAGGAGCCGGAUAGAUUGACUUAUAGCCAUUUUCGGGCUAAAAAGCCCAAGAAGAAGUAG